AAGAGGAAUGGGUGGAGGUGUGUUUCUGAGUGUUUUCCACUUACUUCAUUCAUCACACAAACAGUGUCAGGCAGUCUCAGAGCGCAGCUUUCUGCAGCCGCUCACUGACUGAUGACUGGAAAACAUAUCUACACAAAAUAGCAGGACGGAGGAAACAAAUCCCAAAGUUUCGAGACCCAGAUCGAGUCUCUGCUACCAACAGAAAGAAGAAGCAUGGAGGACUCCAGACGGAGCAGGUGUAACAGCCUCGACACCAGCUCGGUGUUUAAAAAGGAGGUGCUGAACCCCAGUCCCUACAAAACCUUUGACCCCGAGGGCUCCGACCCUCUGAUCAGCUUGGAGCCCACGCCAGCGGAGGUGGCUCAGUGCGAGGCUGAAGUGGGCAUCCUGCUCAACAUCAUCUCUGAACUCAACAAGAAAAUGGGCUCGCUGAAAGCUCCGAGCGAACCGAGCGAUCUGAGAGCACCGAGUCCAUCCAGGCCUCUGGUUCCAGACCUCCUGUCUCACCGGCUGGUCAGAAGCAGCCCGGACAGGAAAACCAUCAUCACCUCUAAACAUCCACUGGCCAACCCAGGAGGCGGUGGCGUCACCUGGAGCAAACUGGAGGAGGUUCUGUCAUCAGUGGAGGACUCCAUCAGCUUCAGGAGGACGUGGGCCGCUCCAAUCACGGCCUCGGACCAGAACAAACACAAAGAGCACCUGAGAGCUGCUCAGGAAAACUGGACUAAAGCCACUAAGAUACUGGAGGAGAUGGAGAACGAGUUUGGGAUCUCGUGUCCAUUAGGCACGCCAAAGGACCCGGACUUGGAGGACUUGCUGGAUGCAGAAAAAUCCGAAGCUGCUUCCAGAAACAACCUGCAGGAAGGGCAGAGAUCUCCAAGCUCAGUCUCCCCAUCGGAAGAAGAGAAGAUCAAGCUGAUGGGCCUCCAGAAGGUCUGGAGGUCUUGCAGUUUCUCUCCUUCCUACCGGCCUCCUUCUGGAGCUCGCAGUCCGGACUGGGCUUCUCCUUCCUAUCCAGGUUCACCUUUGCCCUACAGGAGGACGUCCCGAGCUGUAAAACCUCUGUCUUUAGGUGGGGACGGGUCUCCACUGGGCUCCGUGACCUCAUCCAGCCCUUGCCCCAGUCCCAUCAGCCUGGAGUCUGAAACAGAGAGACUGAACAGAUGCAUGGAGAGGCUGAAGGCCAGAAACGAACGUCUGACUGCAGCUCUGGAGCGAAGGAAGGGAGAGUCAGAGCAGAUGAGUCUGAAACUGAACCGACUGGAGUCGGACUGCUCGGCUCUGCAGAUGGCUCUCAGAUACAGUGAGGAGUGUGAGGAGGCCUACAGCGAGCUUCUGUCACUCUACGAGGCCAAAAGGCAGCGAAAUGUUCCUCCGCAGACAGACCCAGCAGAGCCAGCCGGUGGCAGGCAGCAGACUGACAGUCCGUCAGCUCGGCUCAGGAAAAUGGGAACUGAAGAGUUGUCCACCUCCUUCUCCGCAACAGGAGUCACAGAAGCAGCACAAAGUCACACAAGUCAGGGGACACCCGACGCAGCGGAUCAGGAAGUAGCUCUUCGGCAACAAAUCCAGCGCCUGAAGAAGGACAGAGCGGCCAUUUGUCUGCCUAAAUCUGAUCUGGGAGCAGAGGGCAGACCCUGCUUGGGGACUGGUCUACCAGCUGGGACAAGAUGGACCCAUGUUCCAAAAGACAACAGCAAACCUCCUGAAAACAAGAGGGAGAAAGCUUCCCUUUUCUACGAACUUGUCUCAGUCAGGGAGGAGAUGUCAGAUCUGCGAGCUCUGAUCCGCCUGAAGGAGAAGGAGCUGAGGUGUCUCGAGUGGAGCUUAAUGGGUCAGAAGUCCCAGGAAGCAGCUGGAGUUUUUAUCCCAGAAAGUCUCAGAGAGGAGGUGGAAGACCGGAAGGCCGAACAACAGAGAUUUGGUGAGAAUGCUGUUAAACUUGGUGGCGACGGAGAAAUCAGUCCUCUAACCAGACCUAUUAUGAAGGAGUUACAGACAGUUCUACAGAGGGAACAAGCACUGAAGAAGAGGCUGGGGAUGAUUCAUGACUCUCUGAGCACCGCUCUGUCAGACGGCUCCCCCAGCAGGAAGGACAACGCGGAGCAGAUCGCUCGCCUCACGCAAGCUCACAGCAAAGCCUUGAGCUCGUACCGACAGAUUCGCAGGAAGUACCGGGAGCAGGUGUGGAGGCUGGAGCAGAAGGUGGCAGCCAUGAUGGAGAGUCAACACAACCAGAGCGAGGCGACCAACGACGCAGAGGAGGCCGUGGAGUGGAGGAAGGAGGAGACUGUUUUAUAAAAAUACAAUUUGACUUAAUGAUCAAAAGUUAUUCAUAAUGUGCAAAUCUAAUAAUUAUAUUAUGCUCCUUUAAAAAUCUGCUGCAGUCUUUUUAUAUUAUUUGUGCACAGAGCUUUUUAUUAAGUACUUUAUGUGAUAGACCAACACAAAGUAGUGCAUAGUUGUGAAAACGAUAAAUAAUCUUCAAAAUGUCUGACAAAUAAAAAAAGUCAAAGUA
Molecule: messenger RNA, 2518 nt
Organism: Austrofundulus limnaeus
Lineage: Eukaryota; Metazoa; Chordata; Actinopteri; Cyprinodontiformes; Rivulidae
Gene: ushbp1
Product: Usher syndrome 1C binding protein 1
Exons: 14
Coding region: 214-2301 (695 amino acids)
Source: RefSeq, a predicted model, not a curated record